Vigna umbellata (rice bean) is the source of this 1671-nucleotide messenger RNA. RefSeq names its product Regulator of chromosome condensation (RCC1) family protein (gene RUG3). NCBI's taxonomy places the organism in Eukaryota, Viridiplantae, Streptophyta, Magnoliopsida, Fabales, Fabaceae. The record is from RefSeq and is a predicted model, not a curated record.
CAUAGGCGUCUAAAAGGUGGUAUGAUCGCACAAUUUGUAGUUAACUAAGCAAUGUGCACCCAAAUCAGACCAGCCAUCAUCAGUGUUGGGCUAAGUUAGGAGUAGUAUUGUACUACGCAAACCAAACUGUUUCAACAACCAUAGACAAAGCAUAACCUAACCGAAACACAUGAAGCUAAUUUUCGGCUGCCGCCACCACCACAACAUAGCCACUCUUAUUCGUGGCUUGCGCCACUUUUCCACCACCCCGAAGCCCCCACUCCUCUACACCGCCGACACAAUAGCCGGCAACGACGCCAUCCUGCAGGUCCUCUCGUGGGGCAGAGGCGCCUCCGGCCAGCUCGGGGGUGGCGUGGAGGAGACCCGCCUGUAUCCUUCUCCGGUGGCCAACCUGGCCGUCCCCAAAUCCUCCUUCUCUCUCGCCCAAACUCCCGGCCGCCUCCCCGCGGAGAAGUGUCAAACCCCUGAAGUGGGCAUCUCGUGUGGACUUUUCCACUCUUCGUUAGUCGCUGGUGGGGCUCUCUGGAUUUGGGGAAAAGGUGAUGGUGGAAGAUUGGGCUUCGGCCACGAGCAUUCCCUGUUCGUGCCCACCCUGAACCCUCACCUAGAUAACCUUCGCUCUGUAGCCCUCGGCGGCUUGCACUCCGUUGCUCUUACAUCAGCUGGCGAGGUCUUCACCUGGGGUUAUGGUGGUUUUGGUGCACUUGGACACUCAGUAUAUCACCGAGAGUUAUUUCCGAGGUUGGUAAAAGGCUCCUGGGAGGGAACUAUAAAACACAUUGCCACCAGUGGAACACAUACUGCAGCAAUCACAGAAUCAGGAGAGCUUUAUACCUGGGGUCGAGAUGAAGGGGAUGGUCGAUUGGGCCUUGGUCCUGGUCGGGGCCCAGAUCAUGCUGGUGGACUUAGUAUCCCUUCCAGGGUAAAAGAAUUACCUUACCCUGUUGCUGCUGCUUCCUGUGGGGGAUUUUUCACAAUGGCAUUGACGGAGGAUGGACAAUUAUGGAACUGGGGAGCUAAUUCUAACUAUGAACUUGGGAGAGGUGAUAAGACUGGUGGUUGGAAGCCGAGGCCCAUACCCAGCCUUGAAAAUGUUAAAAUUAUUCAAAUAGCAAGUGGUGGAUAUCACUCCCUAGCAUUAACUGGUGAUGGGAAAGUGCUCUCAUGGGGCCAUGGUGGACAAGGUCAGUUGGGCCAUGGAUCUGUCCAGAAUCAGAAGAUACCAGCUGUAGUUGAGGCUUUAUCUCAAGAGCAUAUUAUAUAUAUUACAUGUGGGGGUUCCUCAUCAGCAGCUUUGACGGAGAAUGGAAAGUUGUACAUGUGGGGAAAUGCUAAUGAUUCUCAAUUAGGAGUUCCUGGGCUACCACCCAUUCAUCCAUGCCCGGUUGAAGUCAACUUCUUAAUGGACGAUGACGGAUUAGGACCUCACAAAGUUUUAUCAGUUGCAAUUGGCGCAUCACAUGCCAUGUGUUUAGCUUUGAGGGAGAGUAGUUGAUUUCUUCAACUGACGUGGAAAUCUCUUCUUUCACUGUAGUGUUCUACUUGGAUAUAAUUCAUUUUGCUGCAAAAGGUAAAUUUCUUGGGUGAAAAUGCAGUUUAUUUAUUUAUUUUUUUGAAAUAGGAUGUCACAUAAUGAACAUAUGACGAUUAAAGUUGAUUGUUUUCAAUGAA